CGCGUCCUUGAGAUCAGCUGUGAACGUAAAUAAAUAAAAAAACGAAAUCGUGAUAAUUCUCAUGAUUUCAAAUGAAAAUUACGUUUUGAAAUUUCAUCGUUUCUUUUUCGCACAAUCCUCCGUAAAAUGUAAUUACUUUACCACCGCUGUAGUUUUGUUUACGGUCGUUCAGUAAUCCACUCCCUUGUCCCUCUACUUGUUCGUGCCUCCAUUUAUUUUAUGGUGUUUUUUACUCAAGGUGCGGGAGAAAACUGUCGUGUUUUCGCGAGUCAAUCGUUGAUUUUUUAACGUGUUACUUUUUACGGUGAAAAGUUUUUUCUACUUAUUUGAGGUGGGGAAACUCUCAAUCGAACCAUCAAUCCAGAAUCCAGUGCGUUCUCUCAGGAAUUCUUUUUCACUACCGUGGAUCCAAUCCAGUACGUGGCGAUUUCUUAUGGAUCAGAUUCCUCUAUUCUUAUAUGAGUGUUGUUGGUACCCAAAAUUGCUGUUUGUUUCCAAGUUCUCAGACUAAAAGGGAUUUGAUGAUUACUUAGUCUCUGGAAAGGAGCUCACUGAAGACGAUUAACUGCCAGGGAAUGCCUGAUAUUGUUUGUGGUGAUUUUGUCUUCGUCUCCGACUUUGACUCCAGUAAUAUUGCACAUGCAGAACAAGUUGUUAGGAAAGAACCAGCAAAUGAUGGAGUGGAUUUUGAAUUCAAUGUUUGGACGCACCCUGACUGUGCAGGCACAGAGUUCGAAAACAACAAUCGCUCCUGGUUUUAUUUUGGAGUUACAGGAGGUGUACCGUUUGCCACUGUGAAACUGAAUGUCGUGAAUCUCAAUCGACAAUGCAAAAUGUACAGCCAAGGAAUGGCACCUGUCACGCGUACAUCGCCUGGCAAGUUACACUGGGAAAGAAUACGGGACCGUCCUACUUUUUCGAUGGAGGAUAACAUUUUCACCGUCAGUUGGAAGUACCGAACUCUUGAAAAUUUACGUGCAAUAACAUACUUUGCUUUCACUUAUCCCUUCUCAUACACGGAUUUGCAAGCAAGCCUGAGAAACAUUGACAUCAGAUUCCUAAAGUCAACCGAACGCGGUCCAAGGCUCAAGAAAACUAAGAAAUCCAUCAACAAACGUAUCGAUUUAUCUCGAAAAAUUGAGAAGAAGGAGAAGGUCCAAAGACAUCGCCUUGAUGAUAUCUACUACAAAAGGGAAACCAUUUGCUUGACCUGUGAAGGAAGAAAGGUGGACUUACUGACCAUCACAUCUUAUCAUGGCAUAACAUCUCAGAGAGAACCCCGAUAUGCUGGUUUGUUUCCCGAAAAGGAUGUCGAUCGACCUUUUCGGUUUGUGGGUAAAAAGGUCAUCUUCCUUAGUGCCAGAGUGCAUCCGGGGGAGACGCCAUCAAGCUUUGUCAUGAACGGAGUGAUACAACUCCUGAUUAGCCGUGAUGAUCCUGUCGCCAUAGCUCUCCGUCGUUUGUAUGUUUUCAAGUUAAUGCCAAUGCUUAAUCCAGAUGGAGUUUCACAUGGUCACUAUCGAACAGAUAUGCGGGGUGUUAAUUUGAAUCGGUUCUAUUUGAACCCGUCUCCACUCUAUCAGCCGUCAGUAUAUGCGGCCAAGGCUGUUAUCCUCUACCACUUCAACGGCAAUGAAUCUGAAGACCUGUCGAUGUCAGUUGACAGUAAAUCAGAGAAACCUCCACGCAUCACCCAAAGCAAAAGUGAAGAUUGCUUUCUCUCUUUAUCCAAGGACAUGUCUGAAACACCAUCCAGUGCACCAGUGCGAGCAAUAGCUUUCGUAGACAGCAAGACUAGCUUAAGCUCAGCAAUCCCUGCUAUGAAGGUAGAAAGCAUGCCAGAAGCAAUGAAUGUUGCCCCUGAAAAACUUGGCCCUGAUGGUGCUCUCGCUUCCAAAAAUAUUGGCAGUGAAAACUUAGAUUUGCUGCAAAAUUCAAGUGUAGCUGAUCCCCCAGUCGAAAUCGAUUUCAACUCAAUAAAACUGGAAUUAGCGGCAGGUGGAUCUGCUGAACCUGUCAAGCCAGCGCAGAUUUUUUCGACUGAAAUGGUCGGAGCAGUUGGAGUGAUCGAGCUGAAAGGUCAAGAAGAAAUGAAACAGGGUCUUAUUGGAAAUGAUUGUGAUAAUCAAGGCUGUGAUGAUAAAUUAGGUGUAAGUGACUCAAGCGAUGUGAUUUGUAAAGUAGAAAAAGUAAGUCAAGAAAGUGAAUCCUUAUCUAGAGAGACAUUGUCCUCCCUGCGUCUGUCUCCAAUGCAGGCCAGUGUGAGCCAAGAUUCACUGCUGAGCCCAAAACUUUUUGCGAAGAAGGCUCCGUGGACCAAUCAACCGAAAGCAGGCUGUGAGUCUCCUGAUUCGGAGCUCUUUUUGUAUGUUGACUUCCAUGGUCAUGCUUCAAAAAAAGGGAUUUUCAUGUAUGGAAAUCAUUUUAGCAACACUUUGGAUCAAGUUGAGUGCAUGCUCCUACCGAAGCUGAUGUCAAUCAACUCUCAGAAUUUCCAUUUCAACGCAUGCAAUUUCACUGAGAAAAAUAUGUAUUUGAGAGAUCGACGAGACGGUUUGAGCCGGGAAGGCUCUGGUCGAGUGGCCGUGUGGAAGACAACAGGUCUACUGAAAAGUUACACAUUGGAGUGCAAUUAUAACACGGGGCGAUUGGUCAACACUCUGCCUCCACCUCUGCGGUCUCUUGAAAAGCGGCACCACAAUCUACUGGUUCCUCCUAAGUACACGCCGCAAGUAUUUGAAGAGAUCGGGAAAGCAUUAGGUGCAUCUAUUCUUGAUCUCACCGGUUCGAAUCCUAAUAGUCGUCUUGCAAAUUCCGAGUACUAUAGUCUCAAUGGAGUUAGAGACUGGCUGAAGCUGCAGCAAAUCGCAGAAAAUAACUUGACUGCUCUGCAGCGGACUGUAGUCAAUAAACAGUUCAAAAAACUUACUGGAUCUCAACCGCCGAAAUCAGACGAUCCGGCAAACGCAGAAAACGUUCCACUCGCAUGUUCGAGUAAAUUGCCCUCCGAUUCAAAAACAGGCAUUAAAGUGGCGAACCUGACUUUGGACAAAAAAGAAAACAUUGUCUUAAGUGUUAAUCAGCAGAACAAGAAACUGCGUCAGAAGACGUCAAAAAUCAAUUCCAUACUCCAAGUGAGAGCUAAGUGUGCUACAAUAAAUGCUAUUCCAGGAAGCUCCAAAGGCAUAGCAAAACCCAAACCAAGUGUUACAGAAAACGUCAUAGUGAAGAAAGGACCAAAAAGGAUAAAAAUUAGUGAAGACGGGAAAAUGAAGUGGGGAAAGCUCGUGGCGUCAACCUCAAAGAGAAAAGACUCCAAAUUGGAUGAGAAUGCUUCAUUGCUGUGGAAAAGCACAAGUCGACUUGAAAAGAAGAGCUCAGCAGACGGCAGCAGACGAUUCGUAACGCCAGAAAAACGGAGAAAGAAGUCCAAACCCAAAUAAACAAUGAUUUGACGCCGAGUACAGAGAGAUUGUCUUUUCAGGUGUCUCUUGCCUUGAGUUGUAAAGUGCUCAAGAGGACAGAAUGGGAAUAGCUGUUUUUUUACACCUAUUUCCAUUUUGAAUGUCAAUUUCUGGAAAACUUUUUCGAAGCUUAGCUCUCGGGACCAUUUCAUUUUUCACCAAUUUUUCCUUUAGUUUCUUCUAACUUUUCAACAAAAGUUUGUCUUAUCAUAGUCCAAAAUAUCAAGAUGCAUCAUGAAACUGCCUUGACUUGAAACUCCCUCAAAGCCUCUAACAUGCACUGUAAUCUCUAUUUCGAUGAUGAAACUGCAAAAACGCGUAUUUUGGUUGUAGUGUUCUACAAUUUCCACGUCCAUUUAAUCAUUUAGAAAGAGAUAAAACGAACAUUAUGGCUUGAAAUUUUCAUAGCGUGUCCUGCCAUUAGAGAAAAAAAAUCACCGAGAUUUUGAAAAAGUGAUGUUUCUGACAUUACUUAGUUCUAUAACUACUCAGUAAUGAAACUGAGUCGUUUCCUGCAAAGAAAAUGAAGUAUGACAGGAAAUCUGCCAUGUUCAAACCAAAAUAUGAGUUUCUGCAGUUUCACCAUUGAUUCACUCAAGGAUUUCCAGUAUGUCCUUUGAUUUCUCAAAACUUUUCAAAAACAGUACGAAAGGCCAGAAUUUUGGGAUGCAAUGUGAGACUGCCUUGACUUAAAACCUCCUUCGAAGCCUCUGUGCUCUGAAAUCCCUACAUUUACAGUGAUUUCAAGUCAAAAAAAUUCAGAAGUGCAUCUUAAGAUUUUGGCUUUGUCUUUUUAUCUUGUUCGGCCAGUCAAACAGCAUCAAAUCACUGAAGUUGAUUUCAAAGUGGUCAAAAAUUAAAUGUACAUGCACUCUUACUAUAACGGAACAAAAACUGCUCUAGUGCUGCUUUUGCCUCUCCUGUAAGUUACGUCUGUAGGAUUCUCUGAAAAAUUAAUUAGCAUUUAUCCAUCUGAAAUAGCAGUGAGGAUGGUCCCACCAAGUAUAAUAAACAUUUAAGCACCGUAUUAGUAACUAUGUCACCGAAAAAAUUUGAAACAAUUUUCAAAAUCUUGCUUGGAUCUGGAAAAUAUUCCUACCGGUACUUUUAUCUGUAUGGUCCGUAAGAAAUUGAGAUGUUACGGUCACUUCUUUAUAGUUUAAAAUGUUGCUGUAUACACUAACGUAAGAUUUUUUGACGCAGCAGAUUAUUGAAUUGCUUUUUUUCUGCACUUAAUUUUUAUCGUGCUUGAGAUCAUCAGAGAAAUAUGUAGUCUGUAAGAGUAAAAAUGUGGCUUUCGCUAUUAGUACAAUUUGGAAAAGGUGCCAAAACGUUCUCACUAAUUCGUGUUUUUUAGUAUGGUGACUUUUGAGAGAAACAAGAAGCCUAGGUAUUCUUGUACCUACUUGUUCAAGGUAGCCACCAUUAGUGUAAAUUGACUCCUCUUGAAGAAACGGAAAACAGUGGCUGCUAGGUUUUUUAAAAUUAAUUUAAAAUUUCAGGUAAUAACACUAUUGUUUCAAUUUAAUUUUCCUCAUUUGUGUUUAACGUAUCCUGUUCAAUCUACCAGCAAAACCCGUUUUUCGUAUUUUUUGUGCACAGUUUAUCGUAGCUGCUGAUCAAUAUCCUUCUAUCCUUUUUCUCCAUUUAUCAUCGGUGUGGUGUCACUGUCCACCCUCUCUCAGUAUUUUUAGAGCUAUGCAAAUCGGAAAUUUUUUAAAAGUGAGAUGUGAGUUCUAUAGUGUGUAAAACUGUUUAGUCCCUGUUGCCCUAUUUUCGAAAAUCGUUUUAUAACCUUUACUUCUAUUCUGCCAUUCUUUUUCUCUCAUUCUGUGCACCAAUAACCUUGCACGUUUGUGGGUUGCAAAAUGAGCUGUUAGGGUCACCAUGGCUAUAAAAAUCGGCUAAGCUGCAAAGAGCCAUUGAUCAAUCAUUCGGCGUGUUGUUAGACGUGUAGACAAGAAAAGGCAUCUUUAGUUCAUGUUUAAACUGAAAAGUAACCGUUCGCUUUAGGUCUUUUUGAGAAAAGAAAAAUCUGAGGCAUUGUUCAAUUUGAAAGCCGAAAUCAUGAUACGUAUGAAGUAACCUUGAUAAAGAAGACCUGCAGUCUCACUGUUUUUGGAGAAGGAGGAUAUGGAAAGAUUUUCUCUGUUUUAUGUGAUGUGACUUUUUCCUCACCUCUUUAUUUUUCUGUGUAUUUCAUAUUAUUUGCUUGGAAAGCGAAGACAUUCGUCAUCCAUGCUAUUUUAAAUACAUGAUAUCGUAUUAAUAAGUUGCAAUCACUGCAACAGACUAUCACCUACUUUUUAUCAUCAAAUUUGACUGUUCCCUUUUUCUAUUUCUACUGCCCACCUUUCAUUCGAAUGUUCUGAAAAAUGAAUCGAAAUUUUUUUACAUCCAUUGACUUGAAGAAAAACCAAUUUUGUUUUAGUAUGUGCUUAUUUUGCCAGUUUUUGUUCGUGUCCCUAAAUUUUAUCCCUUGUUUCUUGUUUUUCCAGAAUUCUGUUCUUUUAUUUCGAGAAUGAUCUUGUUGUUUAUUCAAAGAUUUAUUUAUACCCAUUUCGCAAUUUAUUUAGCUAAUUUAGUUUAUUCGUCUCUCAGUAUUGUAAAAUCAGGUUUGAUCCAGACAGUAUAAAAUUAUCAAUACGAUUAUCUCAACUCUCGACCAAACUCUGAGCUCUCGAUUUCCUAAUAUUUCAUGUUACCUUUUUACUGUAUUGCCGUAUCAUAGUCACAUUUUUUAUAUCUGCAGUAGUGCACAAUAUUUUAGUCUUUAAACCAAUUUUUACAGGCUUCUGUAAAAAAAUCUAGAAUGGUGAAAAACCUAACCUACUAAAUGCAAGUAUUAUGACUUAAAAACAUGCAUACUCUUACACUGUCACAUCUUAGUUUAGAAUUGUUAUGGAUGAAUAAUCACUUUAGUGAAAAAAUGUGAGAAGUUGUAUUUUUGCAACAAAAAAGGAAAAAAAACAACUGACUUCCAAACUUGCUCAACAAAGCUUUGUCCACUCUCCUAAUAUUGUGCACAUCUGCCAUCAUUCUUACUAAAAAAUGUUUGUAAAAUUUCUUGCCAGUUAAGAGAA
Bemisia tabaci is the source of this 6547-nucleotide messenger RNA. Its product is annotated as cytosolic carboxypeptidase-like protein 5. NCBI's taxonomy places the organism in Eukaryota, Metazoa, Arthropoda, Insecta, Hemiptera, Aleyrodidae. Gene Ontology annotation, molecular function: zinc ion binding; metallocarboxypeptidase activity. Gene Ontology annotation, biological process: proteolysis. The record is from RefSeq and is a predicted model, not a curated record.